AAAUCAAACCAAUUAAUUGGAAAAGCCGAGUCUAAAUCUCCCUUCCCUUCCCUUCCCUUGCCUUGUAAUAUACUUCACCAUCACCAUCUUACCGAGCUUCUGAUUGAUCUUCACCUUUCACCCUACACUCCCAUUUCCUAUUAUAUCUUAAACCUUACCAACAACCUCACGACCGAGCUUUUCUUGAUUCUCACCAUUCAUAUGCUGCUCUAUUCCAUUCCCAAACACCCCCUACUUGGAAUCUCUCAAAACUCGACUGCAAUUAGAUGGUGGAGCCAUCAACGCCCACAACGAACCCUUCGUGCUGCUGGUGGAGAUGGUACUCGUUGCUGUACGCCGCCAACCACCACCACCGCCGUUGGAUCCCCUUCCCCGCCACUUUCUUCUCAACGCAUAGGACCCUUCUCACUGCCAUUUUCCUGGCCUUCUUCUUCACCGUAUUUUAUUGGCAGAAGGAAGCCACCGCUGGUGGGCUGUUGAUUUUCCGGCGGAAUUUUCCGUCCCGGCAGUUCCCAAAGCUGAGGCCCAUCGCUUUUAACUUGACGGACUUUGGAGGUGUUGGCGAUGGUCUCACCCUUAAUACGGCGGCAUUUGAGCGGGCGGUGGUGGCGAUCUCCAAGCUGGGGAAAAAGGGUGGCGGACAGCUCAAUGUUCCACCUGGAAAUUGGCUUACGGCGCCGUUUAAUCUGACUAGUCACAUGACUCUCUUCCUCGCUGAGGGUGCUGUUAUUCUCGGCAUUGAUGAUGAGAAGUAUUGGCCUCUCAUGCCUCCAUUGCCUUCUUAUGGCUAUGGGAGAGAGCAUCCUGGUCCACGAUACGGAAGUUUGAUCCAUGGCCAACAUCUCAAAGAUGUUGUUAUUACAGGGCAUAAUGGCACCAUUAAUGGCCAGGGUCAAACGUGGUGGAGAAAAUAUAAACAGAAGCUUCUUAACCACACGAGAGGACCACUUGUGCAGAUCAUGUGGUCCACUGACAUUGUGGUAUCUAACAUAACAUUACGCGAUUCUCCUUUUUGGACUCUUCACCCGUAUGACUGCAGAAAUGUGAGGCUGAAGAAUUUAACUAUCCUUGCACCCGUUUAUCAAGCUCCGAAUACUGAUGGCAUAGAUCCUGAUUCAUGCGAGGACAUGGUGAUUGAGGACUGCUACAUAAGCGUUGGGGACGAUUGUGUCGCAAUCAAGAGCGGGUGGGACCAAUACGGCAUUGCCUACGGACGCCCCUCUAAAAACAUUCUCCUCCGCAACCUCAUCGUCCGCUCCAAUGUCAGCGCGGGCAUAUCGAUCGGCAGCGAGAUGUCGGGAGGCGUUUCGAACAUCACGAUCGAGAACAUUCACGUGUGGGGGUCGAGGCGAGCUGUCCGGAUCAAGACGGCCCCCGGCAGAGGCGGAUACGUCUCGGAUAUCACGUACCGCAACCUCACGUUAGACGGUGUGCGGGUCGGGAUUGUGGUGAAGACGGACUACAACGAGCACCCGGACGGGGGCUACGACCCCCGGGCCUUCCCUGUACUAGCUAAUAUCAGCUACGAGACGGUGCACGGCGAAAAUGUCCGUGUGCCCGUUCGAAUCCAGGGGAGUGAGGAGAUUCCCGUCGCCAAUGUCACUUUUCGGGACAUGUCGGUUGGGAUAACGAGUAAGAAGAAGAAUGUGUUCCAGUGUGCCUUUGUGCGGGGACGAGUGGUGGGGACUAUUUAUCCUCCGCCGUGCGAGAAUCUCGAUUUGUAUGAUGAGCGGGGGAGUUUGGUGAGGGGAUCUGAAUCGUGGAAUAGCUCGGAUAUUGAUUACGAUGUUUGA
Molecule: messenger RNA, 1793 nt
Organism: Striga asiatica
Lineage: Eukaryota; Viridiplantae; Streptophyta; Magnoliopsida; Lamiales; Orobanchaceae
Source: the annotation of a GenBank genome assembly